UUCUCCAUGUCGCCCCAUGGCGGCCAUGGCCCUCACGGUGUCUCCACGUUGGACGUCUAUUGCCCCGUGGCCGGGAUGCUGCCAUGCGCGGCCCGCGCGACUGCUGCGAAGGUCCAGCAGCGGAGCUUCAAAGACAUGGAGACGAGCGAUUCUGGCGGGUGCUGCAUCUGCUGUGGUGACUUGCCGCCGGUGCAAGGGCAGCACACUGGAAGAUAUGGAAGGGUUCCCAGAGAUUGGAGAAAUGGAACCCAUCGAAAUCGAAGAAUUUGAAGAAGUGGAAUUUGAAAUGGGGGAGAAGCGGCAGAAGGCUGAGAUGGCGGCGACCGAGUUGCUUGAGAAGACGAACAUCAUCCGGCCCGGCACAGGCGUUGCGGAAAAGACGCCAUUGCCUUGCGUCGCGGUUUGCGGCAUGGGAAGGGAGGACGAUGACAAGGACUCAGUGGCUGCCAUGCUGCAUCGGCAGCUGAGAAUUUACAAAGGUGGAAGUCCAGAAGAACCUGUGUGGUUUGACCUCGACACCGUGGCGAGCCGAUCCUUUGAGGAGUUGGAUCAAUCAUUGGCGCUGUGUCGAACCAUGGUGGUUUGCCCACCUUUGAACCUGGGGGACCGCCGGAAGAUCAAAGCGCUGCGCGAUGGUCUCAAGCUUUUGCUGGAAAGUGUACCUAUGGCCAUGAACCGCAUCAUAGUUUUGAGCACCAUUGGUGCGCAAGCAGGAACUGGUGGUUUUAAUGUCGGCUCCUUCUUUGGUGUCGAUUUCAAGAGUGGCAGCUAUGCGAGUCUUGAAGACGAGGUUACAGCCUACGCUCGCAAGAGGCCCCCCAGUCAGCCACUGAAAGUCUUGGUGGUUAGAGCUGGCGAUCUGGCAGAACGACCUGGUGUUGUUGAAGUGAGCUUGACCGAGGUGCAGGGCAGAACGUCACUGCAAACUGCGGCUGAUGCUUUGUUCAACGCACUUCUCUUCGGAGUGGAUGCUGGCUUCUCCGUAGUGGACACGCCCGGCGGCUCCCGGGCGCCCUGGGAUCGCUUGCUGCUGCCCUGCGUGGGGCCGGAGGUCUGGCGCCAAGCAGUGCCGGAUGCCACCCAGGCGGCCCUCUUUGUGCAGCAGUGGGCUUCCACUUUCAUCGAUGGAUCCUUCCGUUUCGGUAUGAAGACACCCAUGGAACAGAAACCCACCGCGGCGGGAUGCGAACUGCGCUUUCGCCCCGUGGGAACCCCAACUGCCAAGAUGAUGGACGAGUUGGAUGAAGGAGGUUUGGAGUUCAUUGCCGAGAAAACUGACGAGGGUUGUCGUUUGCGAGCGCGGCGCAUUGCGUACAGUGCGAAAGCAGUGAUCAAAGCCAACUCUGAACGAGCCCUGCUGCAGCAAUUCCAGCGUGAUUGGGAUGAAGCUAUGGGAAACGCCGGCUGGAGAAUCUUCUGAGGCGAAGUGAGAGAUAUGUCCAUCCAUUGGUAUGUAUGAUCUGCAGCUGAACAGCACCAGUUGGGCUGAACAGCACCAGUUGGAUGAAACUUCAGGAUGAAAUUGCACCAAUGAUUUAAGUGAGAUAGUUAUGUGUUAUGAUAGUUGCCUGAGCUGUUGUGAUUUGCCAGGCAGUUUGGGACAGAUGUGCCCAGCAAAAUAGAUCAAAACAGAUUUCAAAUCAUUUCAACACAUGCUGAGAAAUCGAUAGAUGCUUGAUGAAAA
Messenger RNA from Cladocopium goreaui, 1684 nucleotides. NCBI's taxonomy places the organism in Eukaryota, Dinophyceae, Suessiales, Symbiodiniaceae. The record is from the annotation of a GenBank genome assembly.